UGUCCAGAGGGUCGCUACGGGGCUGGAUGUAACCAAUCGUGCCACUGCUCUGGCUCCCCAUGUGACAAUGUGACAGGACAGUGUGACUGUCUUGCCGGUAUGAAGGGACAGCACUGUGAGACUGGUAAGGAUGGGGGGCAAAAUGCUAAUAAGGUGUGCUGUGUAGGGCCAUGGGGGAAGAGGAACUCUGAUGGUGGGUGGAGGGUGCAAGGGGUUCCAAUUAAUAAAUCAAAAAUAGUUUUUGUAUUUUCUUUACAUGUACUGCACAAACAUCAGGAAAGGAAAGGUGUGACUCGUUAUCAUAAAAACAUGAGAUUUUAUUAUCUACUUCAUAUUCAAAUCAUGACGUUUGGGCCGUCAAUGCCAUGGCCUUCAUCAGAUAUUAGGCAAACAUCCAAAGACAUUUGUCUGGCACUAGGUAGGUAGAAUAUGAACUGUAAAAAAAAUAAAGGUGUCACUGAAUAAAACACCUCAACCUCCAAGGCAUUUGAAAAACAAGGAAAACUCUAGGAAGACGAACCAGUCCUCCUAGAAACGGAGCCCAUCCUCUUCUGGCUGGCCGGGCAUAAUGACAAAUCCCAUAGGAAUAUCCUCCUAGCAUACCGGCAUGGAAAAAUCACUGUACCACGUCGGUCCUCUUUAAAAGCUCUCUUCAAAUCAACAUUGGCUGGGCUGGCCAGAGCAGUAUGUGUGUUAUAUUCAACAAUGUGAUCACACACAUCUCUCUCCAACUGCUAACCAUAGUAAAACAACCCAGAAAACGUGUUGUGAUUCCAUCUUUAAUGUGUUUCCAUUCUGGUCCGUUUGAGCUUCUCCUGGACGUUGUUGUGAAUACGAGCUCCUUGGAAGAGGUGAUGGAACUGAGCCUGGCAGUUUUAGAGAAGAGAGAGUACUUAAAGGCCCAGUGCAGUCAAAAACAUGAUUUUCCUGUGUUUUAUAUAUAUUUCCACAUUAUGAAGUUGGACUAAUACUGUGAAAUUUUGAAAAUGAUGAUAAUACCCUUUUAGUAUAAGAGCUGUUUGAAAAGACUGCCUAAAAUUUCAGCAUGUUUGGUGGGAGUGAGCUUUGGCCUUCCAUGGUGAAAUCACCCUGCAGUAAAUGUGUUGAUAGGCCAAUAAGAAAGUGUUCCAAACCUCUCUGCCAAUUACAUCUAAUUAUCAGUUUUCCUCUCCGCACUCAAACCACUCCGACAGUCCUAGCUAAAUUCUUGCUUGAAAAAUUGCUUUUUGCUAAGAAGCUAUUUUUGUUUAUUUUUGACCCUUUUAAUUUAAAACAAUAACAGUAAGGUACUUAAUUGUUUCCCAGAAAUUAUUUGAUAUUGAGAUAAAAACAGCUGCAUUGGACCUUUAAGGUCCACAGUGGCUAUGUCCCAAAUGGAACACUAUUCCCUACAUAGUGCACUACAUUUGACCAGGGCUCUGGUCCAUAGGGUGCCAUUUGGGACACAACCAGUGUCUUUUCUCAACCUUGUUCAAGACCGGCUAAGGUUAACUUGAACCGAAAUGGCAUGGAAAAUUAUGGGGCAGCUAAAGCAUUGUAGCAUCUCUUCAAUCACUGCUUCGUAAGAGGAGUUGUGUCACAAUACAGACCCAUAAAAACAAUGUUAACCCAUUGAAGUACACAUGCAAGAGAUGGGAAUAGAAAGGGAGAGAGAGAGAGACAGAUCAAGAGUACUCAUGGUCAGAAAGCCACUGUAGCGAGUUAUACAUACAGUAUAUUAAAACAGCACUUUAUGAAAUUAGAUUUUCAAAGAAGCCAUAUGAGAAUGAGUACUAUGUUCAUUCUUUAGUCAUGGAACCCUGGUUAGAAUAAUAAUGCUGAAUAGUAUUAGCCCCAUAUGAAGAAUAUAACAUUUCAUUCACUUAGGACAGCUUUGGAGUAUUUUUCUCUCUCACUUUCUCUCUCUCUCUCUCUCUCUCUCUCUCUCUGUCCCUCUCUUUCCCCUUAUGUCUGUUAGAGUGUGAGGAGGGUCGUUGGGGUGUGGGCUGCUCAGGCUCCUGUCCCCGCUGUCAGAACAGGGGAGUGUGUGACAAACACAAUGGAGUGUGUUGCUGUCAACCUGGAUACAUGGGCACCCUGUGUCAGAGCGGUGAGAGAUACACACACACACUAGUCACCACUCCUCAGACUUAGUAUAAUUGACCAUACUAUCUCUCUUUCGUAGCCUGCCCGGUGGGUAGAUUUGGCCUGGGUUGUCAGCUACGCUGUCUGUGUGAUAACGGUGGCCGCUGCCACCCGGUGACGGGCCACUGUGCCUGUCCUGAAGGAUGGACUGGACCCAGCUGCAGCAGAGGUAAGUAAAGAUGAUUGAUUGUGUGACCCACAAUCAUCACUGGAGUACUUUAUGGUCCGCCCUACCACGUAGACCUGGGUUCAAAUAAAAUACUAUUUGAAAUUUGGGCUUAAUUCCCUGGCUCAACGGAACCAAUAGAAGAGUCGCAAAAUUGCAAAACCUCGCCCAUCUUGCACUCCAGGCAGGCUAAAGCAAACCAGGCUAAAGUAGUUGAACCCAGGUCUGCUACCACUUCAGCUUGUAAUAAUAGUUAUAAUAACAUUGUAGUUCAUUAGUUGGUUCCUUCUUUGAUCAUGACUGUUUUAGUGAAAGUGAAAAAAUAUGAGAUAUAUGAGUUGUGGGGGUCAUGACCUUGUGUUGACCUCUGACCUCUGUCUCUAUGGCAGCAUGUGAUGCCGGGCGCUGGGGAGCGGACUGUGCCAACAUGUGUGAGUGCCCGGGCAGCGAUGGCAGCUGUGACCUCAUCACGGGACAGUGUCACUGUGAGGCGGGCUACACGGGACCACACUGCCAACAGAGUAAACACAUACAGUACAUCUCCUUGUGUGUGUGUCUAUGCUUGUGCACUUUCAUGUGUGUGUGUCGAUUUGUGUGUAACUGUACAUACACUUGCUGGGUUGGGGACAAUGCCUUAACAAAGUCACUAGCAGGGGAAAGUGUUUUAGUUUCUCUCUGAGCUCUCUCUCUCUCUCUGCCCUUGCACUGCCACAGAGUGCCCAGAAGGCUCCUUUGGCGUAGGCUGCAGACACAGGUGCCAGUGUGCCAACGAGGCGGCCUGUGAGCAUGUUAGUGGAGCCUGCACCUGCCUCACUGGUUGGACCGGCACCUACUGUGAAAAAUGUAAGUGUGUGUGUGUGUGUUGGAUAACUAAUUAGAGUAUGUGAGAAUGGCCACAUGAUAUGUUUGGAGGUGUGUAAGGUCGUCAUUAAUUGACUUAACUGUAUAAAUAAAGGUGACAUUUUAAAAUGUGUGUGUGUGUGCAGCAUGUCCUGACGGCUUCCAUGGGCUGGAGUGUCAGCAGCAGUGUCAGUGUUCUAAUGGGGGGAGAUGUGACCACCUGACGGGUGCCUGCCACUGUCCAGACGGCUGGGUCGGACCACAAUGCAAUACCAGUGAGUCCCAUUGGCCUAGGCCCGCUAUGCAAAUUCCAUCCUGCCCACCCAUACACCCAUCCAUCCAUCCAUCUAUCCAUACACAUACAGAACACGCGGCAGGUAGCCUAGCAGUUAAGAGCGUUGGGCCUGUAACUAAAAAGUCACUGGUUCGAAUCCCUGAGCCGACUAGGUGACAAAUCUGUCGAUGUGCCCUUGAGCAAGGCACUUAACCCUGAUUGCUCCUGUAAGUUUCUCUGGAGAAGAGCAUCAAACACAUGUCAAACAAACUAGACAAAAGCACACAAAUGAAUUAUGUUAGUAACUAAAUUUAUAUGAGAUCUUUUCUAUUGCAUUAUAGUUUAUUUAAGAUACUUUCAAUAGUUCAACUCCACACCGUAAUCAGAUUGUUUUAAUUUCUCCAGGAAUUACAUUUUCCUACUAACAUCACAUUAAGAGCUGUUUGUGUGAGAAAAUGUUAUGGAACACCCCUUUAAAGAGAUUCUCUGGUACUGUUAUAUACUUUUUAGCCAGUAGUUCUGAAAGUAAUGCUCACGAGCCAAAAGUGGUCCCCGAAAAUGUAUUACUACGCCACAUAUAUGCAGAUAUGUGCACUAUGUCAUUGCUCUCUCUCUCGCUCUGCUGUGUGUGCAUCUUGCUAUCUGUCACUCAAAUGGCGAGGGGCUGAAGCUCAUUGGCUAGAACUCAAAUUGCUAGGGGGCUGGCCCACGUGGGGGAAAAUGUAGGGGAAAUGGCGCAGCACAGCUUACAGAAAAACAGUGGCUUUCAAACUAGGGAUGUUGUGGCAAAGUUCCGGAGCGUAUCUUUAACAGCCUGAAUAGUACCAAACAUGUAUCAAACCAAUAUCUGGGGGAUUUCUGUAGCCGCUCGAUAAAAGAAAAGAAAAACAGAAAAACAGGUGUCAGUACAUUUUAUGAAGUGGUAAUGGUAAUGACGUGUCUGGUGAAUACCCCUCGUGUUCCCCGCUUGUAUGUGCCAUUGCAUAAUCCCCUGGAUCGACAUAGUCAUUUUUCUGUUCUGACUGGUAAUGGGGUGCCAGGAGGGCCAGGGGCAGACUCAGUGAUUUGGAGGCCCCAAGCAGAGGCCUGUCUGAGACCCUGCCCAGAGCCGCCUCUAGCCUUUUGGGGGCCCUAAGUGAGAUUUGGUUGUCUAAUGGUAAGUCUGAGGAGGGCCCAUUCCAAAGAAUUACCUGUGUGUGCCUGCCUGUGUGUGCGUAUGUGUGCCUGCGCCUGUGUGUGCCUGUGUGUUUGUGCGUGUGCCUGUAUUGUGUGGAGAGCCGAGCGUUGCACACAACUGUCACGACACCUUUGUAUUUGUAUACAGUUAUAGUUUAUUAUGGCUGUUUUUGUUCCCCCUAACAUUCUGUGCCCUGUUCCUGUGGUAGAAUGCCAGACAGGGUGGUUUGGCCGUGGGUGUAAACACACCUGUGAAUGCCGUAAUAAUGCCACCUGUGACCCUGUGAGUGGGCAGUGCCAGUGUACGCCAGGGUGGAUCGGCCCCAGCUGUGAGAAAGGUACUGUCAAUAUGUGUGUGUGUGUAUGCGUGUGUGUGCACUUGCGGGGGUUCGUGGGUCAUUCUACCAAGAGUGCCUCUUGGGUACUGUAAUUUGGUCAAAACAAAAUCUAUUUAUCUCACCUUAUUUUAACAUUCUGUCAUAAAGAGCACAUUUAACUUAAUAAAAAAAACAUGUUUUCACAUCUCAAGUGGUUAAAAAAAGGCUAUAGUAAUUUCCAAUUAACAUUUGUAUUGUCUGUGUAUUGUAGUGUUUUAUUGAUUUUUUUUUUGUAUAUAUAGUAUAAAAAUAAAAUAAAUUGCCAAUUAAGUCCCAAUUCAAGUAACAGAGUUGACUGUAACAGGAUUGACAUUGCAUUUUAAAUCAGCCAUAAAUCCCCUUGUGACAUGGGGGAUGGAAGCAUGUUGUGUGCUACAGGAAGGGACAAUUACAUGCAAGCUUAAUUUUGUAAAUUUAUUUUUAUGUUCUAUCCUGUCUAUCUAUCGGUAACAGGGUUGAUGUGUUAUGCUUGACGUGCUCACUUUUCCACCACAAAACACCAGAAAAUUGCCAAACAAAGUAGAACUAGCUCACCUGCUUUUACAUUAUGAUUUUACUACUAUGUUCAAUAUUUAUUUUGAAUUUAACCUUUAUGGGAUCGGUGUCCCGUAUACGGGACGGUUGAGCUAACGUGCGCUAAUGUGAUUAGCAUGACUGUUGUAAGUAACAGCGAACUUUCCAGGACAUAGACAUGUCUUAUAUGGCAGAAAGCUUAAAUUCUUGUUAAUCUAACUGCACUGUCCAAUUUACAGUAGCUGUUACAGUGAAAAAAUACCAUGCUAUUGUUUGAGGAGAGUGCACAACAACAAACGUAUCGCUGCAACUGGUUUGAUACAUUCAUCUCUGAAGGUAAAUAAUGUACUUACAUUCAGUAAUCUUGCUCUGAUUUGUCAUCCUAAGGGUCCCAGAGAUAAAAUUUAGUUUUGUUUGAUAAAAUCCAUUUUUAUAUUCAAAAUGUAAGAACUGGGCUCUACAGUUUCAACCCCUGCUGUCUCUGGCUCCACACCAACCCCGCCCGGCCAUCUAGAUGUGUGAAAGUUAGUGUAUAAGCUAAUGAUCCAUCAUGUAUGACAUUCCUGGGAGUGUGUAAACUUAAAUUUUGUAUUACCAUAUCAUUUUUGUAUGUUCUCUGUAGUUAUGUACUUGAAAAUGUAUCAAUUGACCAAUUCUGUACAUUUGGGCAGACUUGAUACAAAAUAGUCCAGUAUUGCAAUGCUUCACUGGAUCUGAAACUUUGCACACACACUGCUGCCAUCUAGGGGCCUAAAUCAAAUGUGUGCCUAAACUGCAAUAUUAUAUUGUGGCAAAGUGUUUCCUUUCAAAUGGUAUCAAGAAUAUGCAUAUCCUUGCUUCAGGUCCUGACCUACAGGCAGUUAGAUUUGGGUAUGUCAUUUUAUGGGAAAAUUGAAAAAAAGGGUCCAAUCCUUAAGAGGUUAAAACGAGAGUUCAGUUUCCAUAACAGGGUUGACCUUAAAAUGAGGGACAGAUGGAAAUUAAUCAUUUAUCACAUUAAAUAAAUUAUAAUCUUCAGAAAUGACUUUUUCAAAGCAACAAAAAUAACUAUGGCUUUACAAUGAUGGGGAAAACUUGGAGACAUUUUGGGGUUAAGUGAGUUAGUCUUCCUAGAAGUCGGAAAAAUAUGACGAGGGACAUGUCAAAAUGCCGAUUUUUGGCACUUUAGCAAGUCUUCAUUGAUAUUCAAAAUCUGAUAUAUUGAAUUUUUCAUGUGGUGUAUGUUAAAGGCACCUUCAUUUAAUAUAACAGGCUUUUAUAAUUCAAUGUUAGUUUACAAUUUCUACUUAAAAUAUCAAAGGGACUCAAAGGGCACUCUAUUUGUGGAACAACCCUCCUGUGUGUUUGUAUGCAUAUGUGCAUUUAUCCAUGCACACACAUCCGGGCAUGUUUGUAAAAGACAACCUGUGUGUGUGCUCAUGCAUGUGUGCAUGCGUGACAGAGAAUGUAUUAUUUUGCUUACAAAAUUGGAAAGUCCAUUUGAAAAGCAGGUUAUAUUUAGCUGCUAUUCAAUCCUCCACAUCUGCACAUUUCAUUGAGCGUCCCUAAUGCUAAGUAAUGGUAGCAUUCCCUCCCUUUCCAACCACUAUACAUACAGGACAGUGGCUACACUCUGAUUCUCUACCCUUCUCCCUAAAGUGUGCAGUCAUUCACUCCCCCUAAAGGGUUGAAAUAGAACAGACAAUACAUACAAUACAGUGGCUGCACUUUGAUUAUCUUCCCUGUCCCCUGAAGUGUGCACUCAACUUUUUCACUCAACUUUUUCAUGGACUUGUGUACGUUUGAAAUAUGGUGGAAUCUAACUCAUGUUUACAGCGAUGUGUAUCUUUCUUUCAGAAUGUGUAGACGGCUUCUAUGGACAAGACUGCCACUAUCACUGCCUGUGUCAGAACGGGGGUGUGUGUGAUCAGUUCUCUGGGCGCUGCUCGUGCUCCAAUGGGUGGACCGGGGCAGCCUGCGAACUGCGUAAGUGGUGGAUCAACUUCUAGGGCCAAAUAGGGAAGAAGGGGGGUUGGGAGAUUUCCAAUGCACUUAGGCCCUCAACAACGGUUAUAGGGAUACUGCGAGAUUCUACUUACCCAAAGUCAGAUGAACUCGUGGAUACCAUUUGUAUGUCUCUGCGUGCCGUAUGAAGAAAGUUAGCAGUAGUUUUGCAAGCAAAGCUAACUAGCGUUUGCGCAAUUACUGAAAGUCUACAGGUACGGUAAAUGCCAGAAUCUCGCAGUAUCCCUAUAAUGCAAUAACAGAUAAUGUUAUAACUGGUCAUAAUGCAAUAACUUUUUAACAGGGUAAUGUAAUAAGUUGCCGGAUAAUGUAGGCUAAUAAACAUGUUGAACAGAUAAUGUGAUCUUUUUUCCACUGUAAUAAGUUAGUGUGUUAUCCUGUGGUUAAUUAUGUUAUUAGGUGAGUAACAACUUUUUGGAUGAAUAAUUAACUUCAACGGAUCAUGUAAAAUUCCAAAAUCACUGUCUUUAUGAUUUAUUUAAUUUAUUUUAAGGGUGAUACGCUAAUCAAUCCGCUGGCUAGACCUAGUUACAACUAUGUAUACCAUGUAGACACCAUAUAAUAAGUCCUUAAUAGAAGUCUGAGUUCAACCUCCUGUGUGUGCCACUCCCCCUCCCAUUGUACUGUAUCUCAGCACAUUUUCGAACAAUGGCUGCAAUAAGUGCUGUGGUUCUUCCAAUCACAAAAGGUUGUGGUAGUGUAGAUGUGAGCCAUCGCAGGUCAAUUCACAGUUCUUACCUGAGCAUUUACAGUCCAUUCGGAAAGUAUUCAGACACCUUCCCCUUUUCCACAUUUUGUUACGUGAUAUUUCAGUUUUUAUUUUUAAUAAAUGCUAUUUUUUUUCUCGCUAAUAACUUAUUUUUGCUUUGUGAUUAUGGGGUAUUGUGUAUAGAUUGAUGAAGGGAAAAAACUAUUUCAUCCAUUUUAGAAUAAGGCUGUAACGUAACAACAUGUGGAAAAAGUGAAGGGGUCUGAAUACUUUCAGAAUGCACUGUCCAUACAGUUUAAAAUACUACAUGACAUUACAUUUCAUAACACCUUACCCAACACAUUGAGUGUGUUCCCUCAGGCCACCACUCCACCACCACAUAUUUACAAUACAACAUCCAUGUGCACGUGUGUGUAGAUUGCGUGUCUUAUCAUGUGUAUGUUUGUCUGUGCCUGUGUGUGUCUCUUCACAGCCCCCGCUGUUCCAUAAGGUGUCUUUUUAUCAGUAAAAAAAAAAUCUGAUUCUACUGCUUGCAUCAGUUACCUGAUGUGGAAUCGAGUUCCAUGUAGCCAUUAAUCUAUGUAGUACUGUGCACCUCCUAUAGUCUGUUCUUGACAUGGGGAUUGUGAAGAGACCAUUGGUGGCAUGCCUUGUGGGGUAUGCAUGGGUGUCCAAGCUGUGUGUUAGUACUUUAAACAGACACCUCGGUGCAUUCAGCAUGUCAACAUAUUUUUUUUUUAAUAUUGAAUGACAUCCGAAUAGCAAGUCAGUUGGUGUGAUAUACAAAUGCAUUUACUGUAAGUAGGCUUUACAUGACAAGGGAAGUGGGUUAUGGAAGGCAGCAAAAGAGAGGGAUCAGAAACCAUAUCAUAUGUUGUGUCAUUUCUUACCAACGGGCUGUGGUAAAAAAUUUAAACUACCGACUGCCAGUAAAACAAGUAUUGGCAUUGAGAAUGUGUGGCGCAGUGGUCUAAGGCAUUGCAUUGCAGUGCUAGCUGUGCCACUAGAGAUCCUGGUUCAAAUCCAGGCUCUGUCGUAGCCAGUCGCGACCGGGAGACACAUGGAGCGGCACACAAUUGGCCCAGUGUCGUCCAGGGUAGGGGAGGGAAUGGCCGGCAGGGAUAUAGCUCAGUUGGUAGAGCAUGGGGUUGUGGGUUCGAUUCCCACGGGGGGUAUGAAAAAUUUAAAAAAUUAUGUAUGCACUCACUAACUGUAAGUCGCUCUGGAUAAGAGCGUCUGCUAAAUGACUAAAAUGUAAAUGUAAAUUGAUGCCAAACCACACAAGUCUGUGACAUGAAAUAGUCUAACACCUCACAGGUGACAACUUAAGAGGGGCAAACUGCUCUUACCAGGAUCCAAUCUUCUCACCCUCCUCUUACAUUUUAGCAGACGCUCUUAUCCAGAGCGACUUACAGUUAGUGAGUGCAUACAUUUUCAUACUGGCCCCCGUGGGAAACGAACCCACAACCCUGGCGUUGCAAGCGCCAUGCUCUACCAACUGAGCUACAGGGGACUCAUCUUUAAUGUUGGCAUUCAACCUCAGUGUUUGACUAUAGAAGUUGCUUUCAGUGUAUUGCUCGGAUAUGUACCAAUAUAGCUCUCUCAUCAUUGCCUCUUGUGCGUGACGUCUUCUUUCAACACUCAGUGAUUUCAAGAGAGAAGCUACAUAUUGUCCAAAUUGGUCAUAAAGAUCAGAUAAUGCAGUCUCCCGAGUGGCGCAGUGGUCUAAGGCACUGCAGAUGCAGUGCUAGCUGUGCCACUAGAGAUCCUGGUUCAAAUCCAGGCUCUGUCGUAGCCGGCUGCGACCGGGAGACCCAUGGGGCGGCGCACAAUUGGCCCAGGGUAGGGGAGGGAAUGGCCGGCAGGGAUGUAGCUCAGUUGGUAGAACAUGGUGUUUGCAACGCCAGGGUUGUGGGUUCGAUUCCCAUGGGGGGCCAGUAUGAAAAAUAUAAAAAUAAUGUAUGCACUAACUGUAAGUCGCUCUGGAUAAGAGCAUCUGUUAAAUGUUAUUUAAACAUUUUUAUCUAAUACAUCGAACAUCUUCCUCCACAAGGCAGUUGAAUCAAUGACCUUGUCCUCCUGGAGUUUUAUUUUGUUACAUGGGGACUUGCUCACUUCUUCAUGUUUAAUGUUGAAGAUAUUCUGACCAGCCAUGGCUAGGAUAAAUCGAUGUUACAGCUUCUUCCCUGACACAGGUGGCUAUUAUUGGAAAGGUCAGACACAUCCCUCUCAACAAAUUCCACCCACCUUCGGAGGCGUUCAGGACUUUUUUCGGGAAGCGAAAUAGUGUUGGCUUCGGUGUCUGACAUCCAGAGAGGAUGCACUUCUUUCCUGGCAUUUUUUAGGCUACUGAAUUUACUGUACUAGGGUACUCCGUGCACUUGGAGAGAUGUACAGGGCAUGUAGCAAGUUAACACUGGCCAAGCGACCAAAGCACAGAAAGGGAGGGGCUCAGUAGAACAGGCAACGCUGAUGAAGCCUCUUCACCACAUGUCAACAACUCUUCGACUUUCGCAGUUGAGUCUAAAAAACAGAAAUUUGUCUCAAAACGACUGCUGUACACUUUGGAACUAGAAAUGGAACAUAACUAUUGGUAGCACUUUCUUUUACUGUACAGAACUUACUGUGUAAUUACCUAGAAAUACAUUUUAAUAAUGUGUAAUGAAUUAAUAAGUGUUUCCAUUAGGCUACUCACCAUUGCAUCCACUAUGAUUUGUGCCAGAUGUUAUUCCUGAUAUCUUGUGAACCAAGCCGACCUCAAGAGGUCCUGUGUAGUUAUAAAGUAGAAUGAGGAAUCAAAGGCUGGCUGAUCUGUUCGGUUUAUUUGCUGACUAGAGCUAGUUACAUGGUAUGAAAGUCUCUAGAUAGAAUAAGUCCUAAAUAGAAGUUUGAGUUCAACCUCAUGGAAACUCCCCCUCCCAUUGUAUUGUAUCUAUGAGCACAUUUCAAACAAUGACAGCAAUAAUUGCUGUGGUGUUUACAAACACAAAAGGAAAGGUUGUGGUAGAUGUGAGCCAUCACAGGUCAGUUCACAGCUCUUACAAUCUGACUAUUUACAGUAUGUUAAUGUCUCAAAGAGCUAUUUACAUAAUCAACUGGAAACUGGGUUCUCUUUAUCUCUAUCCCACUCUUCCCUUUCAAUUCAAUUCUAUUCUAUUUCAAUUUAAGGGCUUUAUUGGCAUGGGAAACACAUGUUAACAUUGCCAAAGCAAGUGAAGUAGAUAGUAAACAAAAGUGAAAUAAACAAUAAAUAUUAACAGUCAACAUUACACUCAGAAGUUCCAAAAGAAUAAAGACAUUUCAAAUGUUAUAUUAUGUACAGUGGGGAAAAAAAGUAUUUAGUCAGCCACCAAUUGUGCAAGUUCUCCCACUUAAAAAGAUGAGAGAGGCCUGUAAUUUUCAUCAUAGGUACACGUCAACUAUGACAGACAAAUUGAGAAAAAAAAAUCUAGAAAAUCACAUUGUAGGAUUUUUAAUGAAUUUAUUUGCAAAUUAUGGUGGAAAAUAAGUAUUUGGUCACCUACAAACAAGCAAGUUUUCUGGCUCUCACAGACCUGUAACUUCUUCUUUAAGAGGCUCCUCUGUCCUCCAUUCGUUACCUGUAUUAAUGGCACCUGUUUGAAGUUGUUAUCAGUAUAAAAGACACCUGUCCACAACCUCAAACAGUCACACUCCAAACUCCACUAUGGCCAAGACCAAAGAGCUGUCAAAGGACACCAGAAACAAAAUUGUAGACCUGCACCAGGCUGGGAAGACUGAAUCUGCAAUAGGUAAGCAGCUUGGUUUGAAGAAAUCAACUGUGGGAGCAAUUAUUAGGAAAUGGAAGACAUACAAGACCACUGAUAAUCUCCCUCGAUCUGGGGCUCCACGCAAGAUCUCACCCCGUGGGGUCAAAAUGAUCACAAGAACGGUGAGCAAAAAUCCCAGAACCACACGGGGGGACCUAGUGAAUGACCUGCAGAGAGCUGGGACCAAAGUAACAAAGCCUACCAUCAGUAACACACUACGCCGCCAGGGACUCAAAUCCUGCAGUGCGAGACGUGUCCCCCUGCUUAAGCCAGUUCAUGUCCAGGCCCGUCUGAAGUUUGCUAGAGUGCAUUUGGAUGAUCCAGAAGAGGAUUGGGAGAAUGUCAUAUGGUCAGAUGAAUCCAAAAUAUAACUUUUUGGUAAAAACUCAACUCGUCGUGUUUGGAGGACAAAGAAUGCUUAGUUGCAUCCAAAGAACACCAUACCUACUGUGAAGCAUGGGGGUGGAAACAUCAUGCUUUGGGGCUGUUUUUCUGCAAAGGGACCAGGACGACUGAUCCGUGUAAAGGAAAGAAUGAAUGGGGCCAUGUAUCGUGAGAUUUUGAGUGAAAACCUCCUUCCAUCAGCAAGGGCAUUGAAGAUGAAACGUGGCUGGGUCUUUCAGCAUGACAAUGAUCCCAAACACACCGCCCGGGCAACGAAGGAGUGGCUUCGUAAGAAGCAUUUCAAGGUCCUGGAGUGGCCUAGCCAGUCUCCAGAUCUCUACCCCAUAGAAAAUCUUUGGAGGGAGUUGAAAGUCUGUGUUGCCCAGUGACAGCCCCAAAACAUCACUGCUCUAGAGGAGAUCUGCAUGGAGGAAAGGGCCAAAAUACCAGCAACAGUGUGUGAAAACCUUGUGAAGACUUACAGAAAACGUUUGACCUGUGUCAUUGCCAACAAAGGGUAUAUAACAAAGUAUUGAGAAACUUUAGUUAUUGACCAAAUACUUAUUUUUCCACCAUAAUUUGCAAAUAAAUUCAUUAAAAAUCCUACAAUGUGAUUUUCUGGGAAAAAAAAUGAUCAUAGUUGACGUGUACCUAUGAUGAAAAUUACAGACCUCUCUCAUCUUUUUAAGUGGGAGAACUUGCACAAUUGGUGGCUGACUAAAUGCUUUUCCCCCACUGUAUUACAUUUACAUUUUAGUCAUUUAGCAGACGCUCUUAUCCAGAGCGACUUACAGGAGCAAUUAGGGUUAAGUGCCUUGCUCAAGGGCACAUCGACAGAUUUUUCACCUAGUCGGCUCGGGGAUUAGAACCAGCGACCUUUCGGUUACUGGCACUACGCUCUUAACCACUAAGCUACCUGCCGCCCCCAACACUGUAUUACAACACUGUAUAUAUACAGUGUUGUAACAAUGUGCAAAAUAUGUAAAUGGGAAAAUAAAUAAACAUAAAUAUGGGUUGUAUUUACAAUGGUGUUUGUUCUUCACUGGUUGCCCUUUUCUUGUGGCAACAUGUCACAAAUCUUGCUGCCGUGAUGGCACACUGUGGUUUUUCACCCAGUAGAUAAGGGAGUUUAUCAAAAUUGGGUUUGUUUUCAAAUUCUUUGUGGAUCUCUGUAAUCUGAGGGAAAUAUGUGUCUCUAAUAUGGUCAUACAGUUGGCAGGAGGUUAGGAAGUGCAGCUCAGUUUCCACCUCAUUUUGUGGGCAGUCAUAGCAUGACAUAGCAUGUCUUCUCUUGAGAGCCAGGUCUGCCAGUCUGUACAUAGUCAAAGCUUUCCUUAAGUUUGGGUCAGUCACAGUGGUCAGGUAUUCUGCCACUGUGUACUCUCUGUUUAAAGCCAAAUAGCAUUCUAGUUUGCUCAAUUUUUUUUUUAAUUCUUUCCAAUGUGUCAAGUAAUUCUCUUUUUGUUUUCUCAUGAUUUGGUUGGGUCUAAUUGUGUUGUUGUUGUUGUACUGGGGCUCUGUUUGUUGUGAACAGAUCCCCAGGACCAGCUUACUUAGGGGACUCUUCUCCAAGUUCAUAUUUUAUUAUUAUUAUUAGUCAUUUAGCAGACGCUCUUAUCCAGAGCGACAUACAGGAGCAAUUAGGGCUAAGUGCCUUGCUCAUGGGCACAUCGACAGAUUUUUCACCUAGUCGGCUCGGGGAUUAGAACCAGCGACCUUUCGGAUACUGGCACAAGGCUCUUAACCACUAAGCUACCUGCCAACUCUCUGUAGGUGAUGGCUUUGUUAUGGAAGGUUUGGGAAUCGCUUCCUUUUAAGUGGUUAUAGAAUUUAACGGCUCUUUUCUGGAUUUUGAUCAUUAGCGGGUAUCGGCCUAAUUCUGCUCUGCAUGCAUUAUUUUGUGUUUUUCAUGGUACACAGAGGAUGUUUUUGCAGAAUUCUGCAUGCAGAGUCUCAAUUUGGUGUUUGUCCCAUUUUGUGAAUUCUUGAUUGGUGAGCGGACCCCAGACCUCACAACCAUAAAGGGCAAUGGGUUCUAUAACUGAUUCAAGUAUUUUUAGCCAGAUCCUAAUUGGUAUGUCAAAUUGUAUGUACCUUUUGAUGGCAUAGAAGGCCCUUCUUGCCUUGUCUCUCAGAUCGUUCACAGCAUUGUGGAAGUUACCUGUGGCGCUGAUGUUUAGACCGAGGUAUGUAUAGUUUGUGUGCUCUAGGGCAACGGUGUCUAGAUGGAAUUUGUAUUUGUGGUCCUGGCAACUGGACCUUUUUUGGAACACCACUAUUUUUGUCUUACUGAGAUUUACUGUCAGGGCCCAGGUCUGAAAGAAUCUGUGCAGAAGAUCUAGGUGCUGCUGUAGACCCUCCUUGGUUGGUGACAGAAGCACCAGAUCAUCAGCAAACAGUAGACAUUUUACUUCAGAUUCUAGUAGGGUGAGGCCGGGUGCUGCAGACUGUUCAAGUGCCCUGGCCAAUUCGUUGAUAUAUAUGUUGAAGAGAGUGGGGCUUAAACUGCAUCCCUGUCUCACACCACGGCCCUGUGGAAAGAAAUGUGUGUGUUUUUUGCCAAUUUUAACUGCACACUUGUUGUUUGUGUACAUGGAUUUUAUAAUGUCGUAUGUUUUUUCCCCCAACCCCACUUCCAUCAAUUUGUAUAGCAGACCCUCAUGCCAAAUUGAGUCAAAAGCUUUUUUUUAAAUCAACAAAGCAUGAGAAGACUUUGCCUUUGUUUUGGUUUGUUUGUCAAUUAGGGUGUGCAGGGUGAAUACGUGGUCUGUCGUACAGUAAUUUGGUAAAAAGCCAAUUUGACAUUUGCUCAGUACAUUGUUUUCACUGAGGAAAUGAACUAGUCUGCUGUUAAUGAUAAUGCAGAGGAUUUUCCCAAGGUUGCUGUUGAUGCAUAUCCCACGGUAGUUAAUGGGGUCAUAUUUGUCUCCACUCUAGUGGAUUGGGGUGAUCAGUCCUUGGUUCCAAAUAUUGAGGAAGAUGCCAGAGCUAAGGAUGAUGUUAAAGAGUUUAAGUAUAGCCAAUUGGAAUUUGUGGUCUGUAUAUUUUAUCAUUUCAUUGAGGAUAACAUCAAGACCACAGGCCUUUUUGGGUUGGAGGGUUUUUAUUUUGUACUGUAGUUCAUUCAAUGUAAUUGGAGAAUCCAGUGGGUUCUGGUAGUCUUUAAUAGUUGAUUCUAAGAUUUGCAUUUGAUCAUGUAUAUUUUUUUGCUGUUUGUUCCUUGUUAUAGGGCCAAAAAGAUUGGAGAAGUGGUUUACCCAUACAUCUCCGUUUUGGAUAGAUAGCUCUUCGUGUUGUUGUUUGUUUAGUGUUUUCCAAUUUUCUCAGAAGUGGUUAGAGUCUAUGGAUUCUUCAAUUACAUUGAGCUGAUUUCUGACAUGCUGUUCCUUCUUUUUCCGUAGUGUAUUGUUUUAGUGAUUCUUCAUAGUGAAGGCGUAGGCUCAGGUUUUCUGGGUCUCUAUGUUUUUGGUUGGAUAGGUUUCUCAAUUUCUUUCUUAGGUUUUUGCAUUCUUCAUCAAACCAUUUGUCACUGUUGUUACUUUUCUUUGGUUUUCUGUUAGAGAUUUUUAGAUUUGAUAGGGAAGCUGAGAGGUCAAAUAUACUGUUUGGGUUUUCUACUGCCAAGUUUACACCUUCACUAUUAAAGUGGAACGUUUUGUCCAGGAAGUUUUCUAAAAGGGAUUGAAUUUGUUGUUGCCUAAUUGUUUUUUGGUAGGUUUCGACACUACUUUCCUUCCAUCUAUAGCAUUUCUUAAUAUUAUUCAGUUCCUUUGGCUUUGAUGCCUCAUGAUUGAGUAUUGCUCUGUUCAAGUAGACUGUAAUUUUGCUGUGGUCUGAUUGGGGUGUCAGUGGGAUGACUGUGAACGCUCUGAGAGACUCUGGGUUGAGGUCAGUGAUAAAGUAGUCUACAGUACUAUUGCCAAGAGAUGAGCUAUAGGUGUACCUACCAUAGGAGUCCCCUCGAAGCCUACCAUUAACCAUGUACAUACCCAGUGUGCGACAGAGCUGCAAGAGUUGUGACCCGUUUUGGUUGGUUAUGUUGUCAUAGUUGUGCCUAGGGGGGCAUAUGGGGGAGGGAAUGCUGUCACCUCCAGGUAGGUGUUUGUCCCCCUGUGUGCUGAGGGUGUCAGGUUCUUGUCCAGUUCUGACAUUGACGUCACCACAGACUAGUACCUGGGUCUGGAAAUUAUCUUUCUUUCUGUCUCUUUCUCCCUCUUUCUUUCCUUAUCUUCCUCCAUCCUCAUGUCUCUCUCUCUCUAUCCCCAGAGUGUGCCCAUGGCUGGUUUGGGGCGGACUGUGCUCUGCCCUGUGAGUGUUUGAAUGGUGGUGUGUGUGACCGUCGCAUUGGAGAGUGCAGCUGUGGCCCGGGCUGGGUAGGACAGCACUGUCAGACAGGUAAGGAAUAAGUAUCCUAAACAUAUUACCUUAAAACCUGUACUUUCUUACACUCUGACCUGACUUACUGAGUGUAUGUGUACGUGUGUGUAUGUGUCUUGUCACUGUAUGUGCAUGUUUGUGUCUGAGCAGGAGUAGUAACAGAUCACAUCAAAUCAAAUUUUAUUUGUCACAUGCGCCGAAUACAACAGUGAAAUGCUUACUUACAAACCCUUAACCAACAUUGCAGUUUUACGAAAGAAUACCAAAAAAUUGACAAAGAAAUGAUCAGUCUAUAAUUUUUAUGGUAGGUUUAUUUGAACAGUGAGAGACAGAAUAACAACAAAAAAAUCCAGAAAAACGCAUGUCAAAAAUGUUAUAAAUUGAUUUGCAUUUUUAUGAGGGAAAUAAGUAUUUGACCCCUCUGCAAAACAUGACUUAGUACUUGGUGGCAAAACCCUUGUUUUGUCCCACUCCUCUUUGCAUAUCUUCUCCAAGUCAUUAAGGUUUCGAGGCUGACGUUUGGCAACUCGAACCUUCAGCUCCCUCCACAGAUUUUCUAUGAGAUUAAAGGUCUGGAGACUGGCUAGGCCACUCCAGGACCUUAAUUGUGCUUCUUCUGAGCACUCCUUUGUUGCCGUUGCCAUGUGUUUUGGGUCAUUGUCAUGCUGGAAUACCCAUCCACAACCCAUUUUCAAUGCCCUGGCUGAGGGAAGGGGGUUCUAACCCAAGAUUUGACGGUACAUUGGCCCCGUCCAUCGUCCCUUUGAUGCGGUGAGUUGUCCUUUCGCCCUUAGCAGAAACACCCCCAAGCAUAAUGUUUUCCCCCUCCAUGUUUGACGGGGGGGAUGGUGUUCUGGGGUCCAUAGGCAGCAUUCCCCUCCUCAAACAACGGCGAGUUAAUUUGAUCCCCAGAGCUCCAUUUUGGUCUCAUCUGACCACAACACUUCACCAGUUCUGCUCUGAAUCAUUCAGAUGUUCAUUGGCAAACGUCAUACGGGCCUGUAUAUGUGCUUUCUUGAGUCAGGGACCUGCGGGCGCUGCAGGAUUCAUCUUCACGGCGUAUGUGUUUACAAUUGUUUUUCCUUUGGUGACUAUCGUCCCCGCUGCCUUGAGAUCAUGACUAAUCCUCCCGUGUGUCUGGGCUAUUCCUCACCGUUUCUCAUGAUCAUUGGCAACGCCACGAGGUGAGAUCUUGCAUGGAGCCCCAGGCCGAGGGAGAUUGACAGGUUAGUUUGGGUGUUCUUCCAUUUGGCAAUAAUCGCACCAACUGUUUGUCACCUUCUUACCAAGCCGCGUUGGCGAUGGGUCUUGUAGCCCAUUCCAGCCUUGUGUAGGUCUACACUCUUGUCCCUGACAUCCUUGGAGAGCUUUUUGGUCUUGGCCAUGGUGGAGAGUUUGGAAUCUGAUUGAUUGAUUGCUUCUGUGGACAGGUGUCUUUUAUACAGGUAACAAGCUGAGAUUAGGAGCACUCCCUUUAAGAGUGUGCUCCUAAUCUCAGCUCGUUACCUGUAUAAAAGACACCUGGGAGUCAGAAAUCUUUCAGAUUGAGAGGGGGUCAAAUACUUAUUUCCCUCAUUAAAAUACAAAUCAAUUUAUAACAUUUUUGACAUGUGUUUUUCUGGAUUUUUGUGUUGUUAUUCUGUCUCUCACUGUUCAAAUAAACCUACCAAUAAAAUUAUAGACUGGUCAUGUCUUUGUCAGUGGGCAAACGUACAAAAUCAGCAGGGGAUCAAAUACUUUUGUAAUAUGUACAUGUAGGUAGAGUUAUUAAAGUGACUGUGCAUAGAUAAUAAACAGAGAGUAGCAGCAGCGUAAAAGAGGGGGGGGGGGGGGGCAAUGCAAAUAGUCUGGGUAGCCAUUUUAUUAGAUGUUCGGGAGUCUUAUGGCUUGGGGGUAGAAGCGGUUUAGAAGCCUCUUGGACCUAGACUUGGCGCUCUGGUACCGCUUGCCGUGCGGUAGCAGAGAGAACAGUGUAUGACUAGGGUGGCUGGAGUCUUUGACAAUUUGUAGGGCCUUCCUCUGACACCGCCUGGUAUAGAGGUCCUGGAUGGCAGGAAGCUUGGCCCCAGUGAUGUACUGGACCGUACGCACUACCCUCUGUAAUGCCUUGCGGUCGGAGGCCAAGCAGUUGCCAUACCAGGCAGUGAUGCAACCAGUCAGGAUGCUCUCGAUGGUGCAGCUGAAGAACCUUUUGAGGAUCUGAGGACCCAUGCCAAAUCUUUUCAGUCUCCUUAGGUUUUGUCGUGCCCUCUUCACGACUGUCUUGGUGUGCUUGGAACAUGUUAGUUUGUUGGUGAUGUGGACACCAAGGAACUUGAAGCUCUCAACCUGUUCCACUACAGCCUUGUUGAUGAGAAUGGGGGCGUGCUCGGUCCUCUUCUUUUUCCUGUAGUCCACAAUCAUCUGCUUUGUCUUGAUCACGUUGAGGGAGAGGUUGUUGUCCUGGGGAUUAUGUAAACUAACUCUAAUCAGCCUGGAUUUUUUUGGAAUUACUUAAUCUAAUAAAAGGAACAUUUGAUAAAACUUUAUAAGCAUCUCUGUUAUUUAGCGCACCCUCAAGACUUCUCACUUUCUCAUCUCAGAAAGAUUCUAUUGCCCUGCUAAUCACCCAUCAAGGGUGGAUGGCUUCUUUUGUAUUCAUACUGGUUGGUUGACUCAAUAGUUGGCCUCCAAACCAUUUACAUCUGGCCCACAGGUCAAUUAGUCGUCUGGACUCCACAGAGUUCCUGCUUGCUGCUUUGUAGCCUAUGUACUUUCGCUCUCUCUGUAGUAGUGGGAGAAAAAAAUUCUGGUUGCACAACAUUUCAAAAUGUUUUGAACAUGGUGCUUACAUACGGAACAGCAAGAGGAACUGCACCUACCUUCAGGCUAUGCCAAACCCUACACCCCAACCCGAGCACUCAGGUCUCUUGACCCUCCCACCCCUACGGGAGGGUAGCUCCAGCUCAGCCCCGUCCAAGCUCUUCUCUGUCCUGGCACCCCAACUGUGGAACCAGCUUCCCCCCGAAGCUAAGUCCCUGCCCAUCUUCCAAAAAUCUCUGAAACCCUACCUCUUCAAAAAGUAUCUUAAAUAGUCCUGCUCCUCACCUCGAUCCCCUCACACUGCCUAGUUGCCCUUCUCCCAACUGGUGGCACUACAGCUGCCCGUCGGAGCAAGCUGAUGCUUAUUUUAUAUACAGUACCAGUCAAAAGUUAGACAAGGGUUUUUCUUUAUUUUUACUAUUUUCUACAUUGUAGAAUAAUACUGAAGACAUCAAAACUAUGAAAUAACACAUACGGAAUCAUGUAGUAACCAACAAAGUGUUAAACAAAUCAAAAUAUAUUGUUAUAUUUGAGAUUCUUCAAUCUAGCCACCCUUUGCUUUGAUGACAGCUUUGCACACUCUUGGCAUUCUCUCAACCAGCUUCACCUAGAAUGCUUUUCCAACAGUCUUGAAGGAGUUCCCAUAUAUGCUGAGCACUUGUUGGCUGCUUUUCCUUCACUCUGUGGUCCAACUCAUCCCAAACAAUCUCAAUUGGGUUGAGGUCCAGUGAUUGUGGAGGCCAGGUCAUCUGAUGCAGCACUCCAUCACUCUCCUUCUUGGUCAAAUAGCCCUUACACAGCCUGGAGGUGUGUUGGGUCAUUGUUCUGUUGAAAAACAAAUGAUAGUCCCACUAAGCGCAAACCAGAUGGAAUGGCGUAUCGCUGCAGAAUGCUGUGGUAGCCAUGCUGGUUAAGUGUGACUUGAAUUCUAAAUAAAUCACAGACAGUGUCACCAGCAAAGCACCCCCACACCAUAACACCUCCUCCUCCAUGCUUCACAGUGGGAACCACACAUGCAGAGCUCAUCCGUUCACCUACUCUGCGUCUCACAAAGACACGGCGGUUGGAACCAAAAAUCUCAAAUUUGGACUGAUGAGACCAAAGGACAGAUUUCCACCAGUCUAAUGUCCAUUGCUUGUGUUUCUUGGCCCAAGCAAGUCUCUUCUUAUUAUUGGUGUCCUUUAGUAGUGGUUUCUUUGCAGCAAUUCAACCAUGAAGGCCUGAUUCACCAAAAAUCAAAAAAUCUCAAAUUUGGACUGAUGAGACCAAAGGACAGAUUUCCACCAGUCUAAUGUCCAUUGCUUGUGUUUCUUGGCCCAAGCAAGUCUCUUCUUAUUAUUGGUGUCCUUUAGUAGUGGUUUCUUUGCAGCAAUUCAACCAUGAAGGCCUGAUUCACGCAGUCUCCUCUGAACAGUUGAUGUUGAGAUGUGUCUGCUACUUGAACUCUGUGAAGCAUUUAUUCUGAGGCUGGUAACUCUAAUGAACUUAUCCUCUGCAGCAGAGGUAACUAUGGGUCUUCCUUUCCUGUGGCGGUCCUCAUGAGAGCUAGUUUCAUCAUAGCGCUUGAUGGUUUUUGCGACUACACUUGAAGAAACGUUCAAAGUUCUUGAAAUGUUCCAGAUUGACUAACAUUCAUGUCUUAAAGUAAUGAUGGACUGUCGUUUCUCUUUGCUUAUUUGAGCUGUUCUUGCCAUAUAAUAAUAAUAAUAAUAAUAAGCCAUUUAGCAGACGCUUCUAUCCAAAGCGACUUACAGUCAUGUGUGCAUACAUUUUUACGUAUGGGUGGUCCCCGGGAUCGAACCCACUACCCUUGCGUUACAAGCACCAUGCUCUACCAAUUGAGCUACAGAGGACCAUAAUAUGGACAGGUUCUUUUACCAAAUAGGGCUAUCUUCUGAAAAAAACCCCUACCUUGUCACAACACAACUGAUUGGCUCAAACACAAUAAGAAGGAAAGAAAUUCCACAAAUUAACUUUUAAUAAGGCACACCUGUUAAUUGAAAUGCAUUCCAGGUGACUACCUCAUGUCACUGAAGCUGAAGCUGGUUGAGUAUCUGGAGCAUCAGCAAUUGUGGGUUUGAUUAACUUUCUUCUGAAACUUGUCAGUCUAUUCUUGUUCUGAGAAAUGAAGGCUACUCCAUGUGAGAAAUUGCCAAGAAACUGAAGAUCUCGUACAACGCUGUGUACUACUCCCUUCACAAACAGGCUCUAACCAGAAUAGAAAGAGGAGUGGGAGGCCCCGGUGCACAACUGAGCAAGAGGACAAAUACAUUAGUGUCUAGUUUGAGAAACAGACACCUAACAGGUCCUCAACUGGCAGCUUCAUUAAAUAGUACCCGCAAAACACCAGUCUCAACAUCAACAGUGAAGAGGCGACUCCGGGAUGCUGACCUUCUAGGCAGAGUUGCAAAGAAAAAGCCAUAUCUCAGACUGGCCAAUAAAAAGAAAAGAUUAAGAUGGGCAGUCUGAGAUAUGUCUUUUUCUUUGCAACUCUGCCUAGAAGGUCAGCAUCCCGGAGUUGCCUUUUUACUGUUGACGUUGUAUUUCUGAUCAAUUUGAUGUUAUUUUAAUGGAUCAAAAAAUUGCUUUUCUUUCGAAAACAAGGACAUUUCUAAGUGACCCCAAACUUUUGAACGGUAGUGUAUAUUUUCAUAUAGUUCCAAAAUACACUGAACAAGAAUAUAAUUGCAACAUGCAACAAUUUCUACGAUUUUACUGAGUUACGCUAUUCCAAACAAGAGUCCUACAUUACAUUUUUUGUUAACUUUAUUCAGUUUAUUAUAAUGGGAAAUUGGAAAUCUAGUAAAGAGGUCAGUUGACUGUGAUAAAUAAAAAAGUAUAUCAGUUUCACUUAAGGACCAAAGGAUUGACAGCAGUCCCAUAUAGAUUGCAAAAUAGUUGGGAAGAGAUCUUUGACGUACCGAUCCCAUGGCAUAGUGUUUAUGAACUGACACGCAAAACGACACCGGAUUCAAAAAUUAGAAUCUUUCAAUUUAAAUUAUUAUAUAAAAUUCUUGCUACCAAUAGAAUGUUAUUUAUAUGGGGGAUACAAUCUUCCCAGCUCUGCAGAUUUUGCUGUGAAGAGAUAGAAUCAUUAGAUCAUUUGUUUUGGUUCUGUCCAUUUGUAGCUUGUUUUUGGACACAGGUCCAGGAAUGGCUAAAGGAUUGCAAUAUUUACCUGGAACUAACCUUGCAGAUAGCAUUACUGGGUGAUCUGAAAAGUCAUAGUCAAUCAAUCAAUAAUAUAAUAAUACUUUUAGCAAGAAUGUUUAUUUUUAAUUCACAAUCUGUAGAAGCAAUGAGAAUAGAAAGGUUCAGAACUUUUGUAAAACAUCACAGUACGGUUGAAAUAUAUAUGGCAAAUAGAAAUCCUAUAUGGAUGGUGUUAAGAGAUAGAUGGGAGGUAUUGAAUAGAGUUGAAGGAUGGGACUAAUAACAAAUAACAACAAAUAAUAACAAAGAUAGCUAAUAAUGUAAGCAUACUGUGUCCAUAAUAAGUAUAUAGGUUGUAUGUUGGGAGCUUUUGGGAAAGAGCACAGUUAGAAGGAUAUGGCAUUUAGAAGCAAACCGGAUGGACAUCAUGAAAAUGAUCGGAGAGGUUGAGAGUAGAAUAAGUUCAGGAGCAAAAAAAUAAAUAAAUAUAUAUUUUUUUAUAUAUAUAUAGAUAUAGAAUUAUUGUAAAAUUAACUCUGUCCAUAAGGUGUAGAUAGUAAGUAUAGACCGGAAGUAGAGGCCUGGGCGUUGUUGUUCACUGAUUUACUCCAAGUAGGGAAAGGAUGGUGGGGUUGAAAAGUAAUAAAGGGGAAUAUAUAUAUAAAAAAUAAAAAAAAACAUGGGGGAUUGGAAGUGAUGCAGACAAUUACAUUGAUAGAAGAUACAAUCUAUCUGCAAUAUUAAGCUGAUCCAUCCCCCCCGAAAGAAAAAUAAAUAAAAAUAAAUAAAAAAUUAAUAAAAAAUAUACCUAAGUAACUAACAAGAUUGCACAACAGGUUGAAAGAGUUCUGGAGCAGCCCCCGCAAUAAAACAGGACAUCAGUGUUCUGGAAUCAGUCAAUGCCGCACUGAAGCCUUUGGCCAACUUCACUGAUGUCCUAUCUGGGAAGACCUAUGUGACAGUGUCGUCAGUUAAGCCCAUUCUACAACUUUUAACGUGGAAAAUUUUCACUCCAAACCCCCACAACUCCAAGCUCACAAGAAAUAUGAAAACGAGAGAUGGGCAGUGUAUUGCAGCACAAGUACAGUGCACCGUAACUACAGGGACUUUAGUCAAAGGCCUCCCUUCUCGACCCCCGGUACAAAGGCAGGAGGAGAGAUUGCUUGGGGGCCACGAAAGAAACCCUAGGCCUACUUUGGGAGAUAUUGGAACUGGGGGCAGUACGCAGAGUCGGCGCCAGUGGUGCCGCUGCCACUACAGCUGGAGACUGGGAUGGCUGUGCACCUCCCCCAGCUAAAAAUAGGAAUCUAGGGUAUCUUAUUAAGAAGGAAAUGGGCCCUCUAAGCUUCCCUCCGCCACCAUGAUGAUGCGCUAUUUGAAAGAGGAGGUACUGGAUGCAUCAGAUAACCCUUUUGUCAUGGUGGCGGGAUAACCACUCUUGCUUUCCUUUCUUGGCUCAACUUGCAAAGAAGUAUAUGUGCAUUUGUGCAACCAGCACUGCGCCCAAGAGAGUGUUCAACACAGCAGGGAACAUCUCUGUCCAGUCUUCACUGAACCCAGAUAAAGUAAACAUUCUGGAGUUUCUUGCUUGGAACCUCAAGGAGGAGGAAGACUUAAAAGCUUACAGCCUAACUUUGGUGUGUGCUAUAGGCCUACUAUAGCAGACUAGCCUAAAAAUAGACAAUGGCUUUGUGAGUACAUGGCACAUCUUUGCUUUUUACAAUUUGUUUAUGAGAGAUAAUAGGCCCUAUUGCCUUUUUUUAUAGCUUACACUUUGAGUGCAACAGCCUACCAUAGCCCUAUUUUUGCUUUUUCAUUCAACAAUUUGUUUAUAAGAAGAAAUGUAGCAUUUCUUUAAAUCUAUGUUUUGAAAGGUUUAGGGCUGUAUUUAUGGCAGUCUCUUGCUCUGUUUUUUGUUGUUGUCUAUACUAAAGCCUAAGUACAGGUACUUGUUGUUGCAAUGCUAAUGUCUUUAUAUCAUCCCAGUAAAAACGUACACCUUUGGCCGACAUAUCAAAUUCUUUAGGUAAUAUUUCGUUUGGAGAGCGUUUGCACAUUGGGAAGACGUCGCCGAGACAUCAGAAUAGAAUGUUCUAAAUACAUCUGCAAGACGUCUUGCCAAUAGGCAAACUAUGCCUAAACUGCAUCAUCCCGAAGUAUCCUCUAUACAUCGUGCCUAUGUUGUGCAGACAUACAGUUGAAGUCGGAAGUUUACAUACACCUUAGCCAAAUACAUUUAAACUCAGUUUUUUCAGUUCUACCCACACAUUUUCUAUAGGAUUGAGGUCAGGGCUUUGUGAUGGCCACUCCAAUACCUUGACUUUGUUGUCCUUAAGCCAUUUUGCCACAACUUUGGAAGUAUGCUUGGGGUCAUUGUCCAUUUGGAAGACCCAUUUGCGACCAAGCUUUAACUUCCUGACUGAUGUCUUGAGAUGUUGCUUCAAUAUAUAUACAUACUUUUCCUUCCUCAUGAUGCCAUCUAUUUUGUGAAGUGCACCAGUCCCUCCUGCAGCAAAGCACCCCCACAGCAUGAUGCUGCCACCCCCAUGCUUCACGGUUGGGAUGGUGUUCUUCGGCUUGCAAGAUACCCCCUUUUUCCUCCAAACAUAUCAAUGGUCAUUAUGGCCAAACAGUUCUAUUUUUGUUUCAUCAGACCAGAGGACAUUUCUCCAAAAAGUACGAUCUUUGUCCCCAUGUGCAGUUGCAAACCGUAGACUGGCUUUUUUAUGGCGGUUUUGGAGCAGUGGCUUCUUCCUUGCUGAGUGGCCUUUCAGGUUAUGUCGAUAUAGGACUUGUUUUAUUGUGGAUAUAGAUACUUUUGUACCCGUUUCCUCCAGCAUCUUCACAAGGUCCUUUGCUGUUGUUUUGGGAAUGAUUUGCACUUUUCGCACCAAAGUACGUUCAUCUCUAGGAGACAGAACACGUCUCCUUCCUGAGCGGUAUGACGGCUGCGUGGUGUUUAUACUUGCGUACUAUUGUUUGUACAUAUGAACGUGGUACCUUCAGGUGUUUGGAAAUUGCUCCCAAGGAUGAACCAGACUUGUGGAGGUCUACAAUUUUUUUUCUGAGGUCUUGGCUGAUUUCUUUUGAUUUUCCCAUGAUGUCAAGCAAAGAGGCACUGAGUUUGAAGGUAGGCCUUGAAAUACAUCCACAGGUCCAAUUGACUCCAAUGAUGUCAAUUAGCCUAUCAGAAGCUUCUAAAGCCAUGACAUAAUUUUCUGGAAUUUUCCAAGCUGUUUAAAGGCACAGUCAACUGACCCACUAGAAUUGUGAUACAGUGAAUUAUAAGUGAAAUAAUCUGUCUGUAAACAAUUGUUGGAAAAAUGACUUGUGUCAUGCACAAAGUAGAUUUCCUAACCGACUUGCCAAGACUAUAGUUUGUUAACAAGACAUUUUUGGAGUGGUUGAAAAAUGAGUUUGAAUGACUCCAACCUAAGUGUAUGUAAACUUCCGACUUCAACUGUAUGUGUGCUAUCUGUACAUUGCUUUCUGGUGCUUUUGGUUUUUUAAAUAAAAAAAAUAAAAAAAUGUAAAACAUUGGAUGUGUUUGUGUAUGCUUAAUCACAACAGCAACAACAACAGCGUAAUAGGGCUCCCGAGUGGCGCAGUGGUCUAAGGCACUGGAUCUCAGUGCUUGAGGCGUCACUACAGACCCCCUGGUUCGAUUCCAGGCUGUAUUAAAAUCCGGCCGUGAUUGUGAGUCCCAUAGGGCGGCGCACAAUUGGCACAGCGUCGUCCGGGUUUGGCCGGUGUAGGCCGUCAUUGUAAAUAAGAAUUUGUUCUUAACUGACUUGCCUAGUUAAAUAAAGGUAAAAAAUAUAUAGAUAAUCUUUGAUAAUGGUGAUGGUGGUAGUAGCCUAUAGAAGGCUUUUGUCUCCAAGCCAAGGGUAGGAGUUCCGUCUAGCGGUUGAAUAUGAGAAGCAGUAGUGCACAGGAGAAUAAGCACUUUGACAGCAGUUAUUAAACAUGUUUUUGUCUUUUGUGCACUUGUGUCCUAAACAGCGUGUGGGGCUGGCCUGUUUGGCCCAGGGUGUGAGGAGCAGUGUCAAUGUAACCAUGGGGCUGUGUGUGACCAUGUCAGCGGAGUGUGUGUGUGUCCUCCUGGCUGGAGGGGACCCAAGUGUGACCGAGGUAAGGCCUGAGUGCUGAUCUAUGAUCAGUGUUGCCUUUUAGAUCAUAAUGAAUAAGAUUACAUGGACAGGGGAUACCUGAUCAUACAUCAGCAAACCUACUCUGAGGCGCUUUAUGAAUACAGGUCAUGAUAUAUAGUAAAAUAUUAAUGUAUAGUAACUAUUUAUUACAAGGACCUGUAUAUACUGUAAAUCACAACAGACUGUAUGCAUUGCCUUAAUUGAACAUAUGUAAUUUCCACAUUCACCACAGCCUGUUUACCUGGCUCCUAUGGGAAGGACUGUCUGAGCUACUGUAACUGUCCCCACGGCACUUCCUGUAACCAUGUGUCCGGCAAAUGUGGCUGUCCCCCUGGAUUCACUGGCAAUGGCUGUGAGCAAAGUGAGUGACUUGGGAAAGCUGAAGGAUAGUGUAUUGUACUGUUUUUCUUGUUUUGUGUUGCAUUGUGCUUAACAAAAUAACAGACUCUGCAAUGACACAUGCAAUGAUUGAAAAUCAGCUGUUUAGCAUCCUGACAAGUUAGCAUUAGUUUGGUGAUAGAUUGUGGUGUGUCAUAGUGUAUUAAGUGCCUGUAGAGGGAGCUAUAGUCUAGCCUAGAAGCUAGAGCCAGAGGGAUAGGAGAAUAGAGUCACGGAGAACAGAAUUCUAUUGCCAUAUUUGAAUAAUCCAGAAAUGUAUCCGUGGUUCCUUGAGGUAAGCACAGAUCUAGUAUGCUUUCACCAUCACCAAUCCAACCAUUGCAGAUCUAUGAUAACCUCAAGGAAAGUAGGAAGGAAGGAUGCAUUUCUGAAGUAUUCGAACAGGGCCUAUGAGGUAGAUAUGCAUUGUAUGUAAUGGUGGUGCUGAUUGAAACGGCAGUAAAUAUACGUAUUGUUUUCUUAUUACUUCUACGGUAGGCAUACUGUACCUUUGUUGUAUGGGGUUGACGUGUGUGUUUUGUGUUUGUCUACCAGUAUGCCAACCUGGCACGUAUGGGCUGAACUGUAACCAGGUGUGCCAGUGCUCUGGCACCAACCAGCUGUGUCACCCUGUCACCGGCCUCUGCGUCUGUGCCCCGGGUUACCAUGGCAACAACUGUGAUCAAGGCAAGCACCCCACACACAUACACAGACAGGCACACACUUCCUUAACCAAUGUCACAAAGGAAUUCCACUGUUAAAAAUGUGUUAGCUUACAAUAGUCAUAGUUAGGUUCAGGAAUUUUUCCACAAUGUGACCUGAUCAGGAAGAACUCUUGGCCCUAGUUAUGACAUCACCUGAUCAGAAAAAAACGUUUCUCUUACCAGUAGGAAAUGUUCUAACCAUAAUAACUACCACAACUAAGUCCUGUGUAUGUUUGCCUUGAUAGAGUGUGACAUGGGACGGUAUGGCCCAAACUGUGAACGCCUGUGCCAGUGUCUGAAUGCCGGCGUGUGCCAGACCACCACGGGCACCUGUCAGUGCCCAUCGGGGUACAUCGGAGCAGACUGCAACACCAGUGAGUGCGAACGUGUGCCAGGGGAAUGGGCUUAUCCAUAGGCUACUGACAGAAGGAGGGGGAGAUUACAUUUUCAUAUAAUACAUUGAUAUUUACAGAGUAUUUAGUUGUAAAUGGUAAUUGCAUAAUUAUAUAAAAAAUAUAUUUUAAUUUAUUUUUGAUCCUAUAACACAAGCAGUACCAUAUAACAUUUGGUAUGGUCUCCUCUCUUUCCCCUAUCUUUUCCUCUGGUUCUACCAGCAUGCCUGUCAGGGCGCUAUGGGCAGGACUGUGCCAGGGUGGCGCUGUGUGGUGAAGGGGCACAGAGUGACCCAGAGACAGGCAGGUGUGUGUGCAAGGCUGGCCAGCGGGGAGAAGACUGCAGACAGGGUAAAAUACACACAUAUUUCAGUUUAUUCUUGCUCCACAAUGAGUGUCAUCAAUGUAAUAAUCCACCCAGUCAAGGUUUAUCGACAGUAUGGUAUGUGUUUGUGUGUGUCAGGUUGUGCCCAGGGCUGGUAUGGGGAAGACUGUGGCCAGCACUGUAACUGCAGUAACGGUGGUGUGUGUGAACUCGUCUCUGGAGGCUGUACCUGCGGACUAGGCUGGACCGGACCCAGCUGUGAUACAGGUGACCUGACUAUACAUACUAUUUUAAUUCUUUCAAUGACUUUGCGCAUUUGCUUUAGCCAGCCUGGAGUGCAAGGUAGGUGAUGUUUGCAAAGACAUUUAUAUUGGUUCAAUUGGAUGAGGCAAGCUCAAUCAAGCACAUACACAGUAUUUAAAUUAUUUCAAAUAGUAUUUAAACCCAGGUCGUGACAACCAUGUCAACAACUCACAUUUCCCAUACUCCUCAUUGUGUUGUUUUGUGAAUUGAUGUGAAGACUCCAUUUGAGUGCCCCUGAUAUCAUGAGCCCAUGACACCAUUCCAUUGCAUACCCAUGACAAGGUGUUGUGUGUGUUUCUGUUGCUUGGUCAUGCAGAGUGCCCAUCAGGGAGUUACGGGGCCAACUGCAAACUGCGGUGUGAUUGUCAUAACAACGGGACAUGUGACAGAGUGACGGGAGAGUGCCGGUGUGACCCGGGAUACUAUGGUCACCUGUGUGAACACGGUGAGGCAGGGCCAUUCAGUCUGUCUGAUGUUCUGUUGUUCUUAUGGUCUGUUUGAUGUUCUAAAGUUCUACUAUUCUGUCUGAUGUUCUGUCUAGCUUGCCCUGCUGGUUUCCAUGGCCACCGCUGUCAACACCAGUGUAAGUGCCGAGGCCUCGCCCCCUGUGACCCAAGCACAGGGCACUGUCUCUGCCCUCCUGGUUACCAUGGAUACCGCUGUGAGAAAGGUGAAAAGCGUGUUUAACAAUCAGAAAUAAGGAUUAUGCUGAGAUUUAUUAGAUACCAUUGCUGAUAAAGUGGGAAUGUUACAUGCCCCAGUCAUAGUCUUUUACCUACAAUGCUGAAGGAUGGGGACUACUUUCCAUUCUCAUAUCCAUGUGUGCCCUGAAUGCUACACCCCCCCUCUCAUUCCCUGUCACAGAGUGUGAGCAGCAUCGUUUCGGGGUGAACUGCAACCAGUCAUGUGACUGUGAGGGGGACACCCCAUGUGACCCCAUGACCGGCCACUGUCUGUGCCCCCCAGGGAAGAUGGGAAUGCGCUGUGACACAAGUAGUUGUUUGCUUCUUUUUAUUUAUCUAAUAUCUAAGUAGUGUGAUUUAUCAACAUUUUUCAAACAACUAUGGGGCGACUCCUAACUUCCACUUAAGUCAAAUGUUCACUUAGUCUCCCAUUAACAUCAAUGAAGUUAGACUUAAAGUCAAUGUAAGGAUUCAACCAUGCCUAACAACACUAUAAUCUAAAAGUGUUGUCGCACUUCUUGCGUCCCUGUCUGGGUUGUGUCCAGAUUGUCCAGUGAACCUCUACGGCCCGGACUGUUCUGAGAGCUGUGAGUGUAGGAACGGGGCGCGGUGUGAUCCACGGAACGGCCGCUGCACCUGUCUACAGGGCUGGAUAGGACCCACCUGUCAGGAAGGUACGUGUAUUAAUAAGGUGACGGGACAGAGCAGGCACAGUAUUAUGGGCACUAUAGUACAUUCUACACUAAGAACUGCAUGACUAGGAGAAAUAUCCCACUGAUUAAGGUGCUACACAAUAACACACAUGUACAGAGACAUUUAAGAUCAAAUAAAAUAAAACUCGAAACACACUUUACAAUAAAAAUAAAGGAGAUAAAAAGCAAGCAGGAGGCAAUAGAAUAUAUGAAUAAAAGAACAUAAAUAAAAAGUAUAACAUGAUAGUGAAAGCUGUUUUAUAGGAAUUCAAUCUAAAACAAAUAAUGCUCUCUCUUCUCUCUCUGUCUUCUCAUCUGCAGGAGGGUCCUCACGUCUCCACAGCCGUCCCAACAGAAAUGAAGAAAAUAAUCACUCACACUCUCCUGUUCCAGUAUAGCACCCCCUACUGACUGACCCCCAGCUGGGGUUUACAGGUCACCUCUAGAGGCCACAGCGCUCCAAACUGAACUGACACACUCUCAAAACAAUAGACUGUUUAUACAGAGAUGGGAGUGCAAUGGCUGGGACUUGAUGAACUAAAUACCAGUAGGUGUCACCAGAGAAUUUGUACCGAGACCGUCUAUUGGUGUCAGAGCCGGGACCUAUGAACUGGAGAUGCCAUUUAUGGAGAGUUGUCUAAUCGCAGACAUUGAGACAAUGGAGUUCACAUAACACAUUACAUCAUAGGAUUGACUCUGCUACACGUCACGCUACGGGGUUGACUCUGCUACACUUUGCGUGACAGGGUUGACUCUUAUAUACUUUUUGUUACGAGGUUGACUAUCCUACUCUUCAAGUUACGGGGUUGACGCUUAUACACUUUACGUGACGGGGUUGACUCUUCUAUACCUUUCGUUACGAGGUUGACUAUCCUACACUUCACGCUAUGGGGUUGACUCUGCUACACUUUGCUUGACUGGGUUGACUCUUCUAUACUUUUUGUUACGGGGUUGACUCUGCUACACUUCAUGUUAUACGGUUGACUCUCAAAGGUACUUAAGAGUUACCAGACACUGGGACACUUUUUCUUGCUUGCCCUGUAUAAGAGGACAUUUCAUUGCGUGUACGUUGUGUGUAUGUAAAUGUGUUCACGUCUACAAUACAAUUAUGUUGUACUUAUACUCUCACGAUAUGGUAGUACCUCAUUGGAAGGAGGUUUUCACAUGGAGGAUAUUUGCAUUACGUUGACAGAAUUUGUUGUACUUUGGAGUAAUAUCAUUGAAGUUGUAGUGCUGCUUAUUGGCUUCUCCAAAAACAAUAGGCUACACACACAUGAUCCAUUUGUUCUCUUUGCUGCCACCAUUGCACUAUACAGACUCCUAUGACACAGUUGAUUUAAAAAUAAGAAACAAUUCAGGAUAAUGUUGAUCUGAAUGAAAUGUUCUACAGUAUUUAGAAAAUUAGUACCCAGUGAUGAUGAAGUGCACAGUCAUGCACACAGGUCAAUAGGCUUUAGUCCAUAUGCCUUAAUCUACAUGUUGUAUACUGUAUGAAGUAAGUUACAGUUCCUCAGCGAAAUGGAGGGAAAAGUGCUGCGGUUUUCAAUAAAGCAAUUUUCGGAUUGUA
Messenger RNA from Coregonus sp. 'balchen', 31882 nucleotides. Lineage: Eukaryota; Metazoa; Chordata; Actinopteri; Salmoniformes; Salmonidae. The record is from the annotation of a GenBank genome assembly.